AUGAGAAAAGACCUGAUCAAGCGUAAAGUUCGAUUUAACAAGGAUUUCAGGUGGCCCUCUUUGAUGCCAGAUGAUCUUAGAGGAAGUGCUUUCUAUUAUAUCACUAAAGAUAUGCCUGACUUUGAUGCUGAGGUUAGGUUUAACACCAUAUUCUUCUAUGACGUAUUUGACAGAGGUGAAUUUAUUAGACAUGAAAACGA
Messenger RNA from Funneliformis mosseae, 200 nucleotides. The record is from the annotation of a GenBank genome assembly. Lineage: Eukaryota; Fungi; Glomeromycota; Glomeromycetes; Glomerales; Glomeraceae.